ACCUCUAGAACCUGCGAGUGUCUGGGUUGAUAAAAUACCUCAAUAUUUUGAAGGACAGAUCAUCCGACGCCGCUGGACAGGAGGAGAGGUAUACCCAAAUGGGUGUCGUUGUGAUGGCUUGUGCAUUCCAGUCGCUGAAGGUCUUGCGAAUUCACUGGCGCGAGUGGGCUGGUUUGUCUGGGCCCUCUGGGGUGGGAUCUCUGCAUCACAAAAUGGCCUUUGGAGACUGUCGUUUACUUUCUACGCGAGUAUCCAAGUUGGGUGGCAGUGUUUGCGGCUUCAAACCCAUUUCUCCGAGUCGUCCUUUCCAUCCCCGCGGCGUGUUUGGCGAGAAGGGUGCAUGUUACGGUAGUUGCUACGGCAUUGGACGCCCCAUGAUUCGGCGUAUUCUCUUCCGUCCCAUCUGCCAUCCCUUGCUAACAUGUGCCCGCUCAACCAUUCAACCUGGUUCCGCAAGUCGAUUACUGACUCUCCCUCUGAAAAUUUUCUGCGAUUUUAUUUACUUCCCCGGCCUCCAAAAGUUUCAGCGAUCAUUCCUUCCCCCCAACUCUACAUCCGAGCAGUUUUCAACCACCAUCACCAUGCCUUCCACUGACAACACGUGUUCUUCGUCAUCAUCGCGGCUGCACCGUAUGCUCAACUCACCGCACCCUACUUCACAUCUCGACACAAUACCACCUUUGGUGCUUCUCGGGAGCCAGCCGCACACUGCCGGGGGGAUGUCGGGCUUUGCUCGACACCUCUCCGCGGUUGUGGGGCCUCGAGCUGCCGGACACCGUACGAUCGUCCUUCCCGGCGAUCGUGAACGUCCCGCGAGCACUACAGUGGACGUAGGCACGCAACUCGGCAAUACUUUAUGUCGACAAUUUCCGGCAACUAUCAGAAGCCGAAGAAUUUUACCACGAAGGCCCAGACACCUGCGAAAUCCUUCCUAGCAAUUGCGAACGUCCUGCGGAGCCUUUGCGGCAGAGAGCAGCAAACCAGGGGGCCCUAGGCCAACAACAUGAAACUUAUACACCGUCUCCUCAAAGUCAACAGUACGGAUUCUGGUUAUGAGUAGUACGGUACCAAAGUACCAUUUGCGGAAAUGCUCAGUGCCGACAUCAGGCAGUUUAGCACCACGUCA
Messenger RNA from Parathielavia appendiculata, 1126 nucleotides. RefSeq lists its product as uncharacterized. Lineage: Eukaryota; Fungi; Ascomycota; Sordariomycetes; Sordariales; Chaetomiaceae. The record is from RefSeq and is a predicted model, not a curated record. The coding region runs from base 99 to 935 and encodes 278 amino acids. The transcript has a single exon.